Talaromyces proteolyticus is the source of this 1057-nucleotide messenger RNA. RefSeq names its product HAD-like domain-containing protein. Gene Ontology annotation, molecular function: phosphatase activity. NCBI's taxonomy places the organism in Eukaryota, Fungi, Ascomycota, Eurotiomycetes, Eurotiales, Trichocomaceae. The coding region runs from base 128 to 913 and encodes 261 amino acids. The transcript has 2 exons. The record is from RefSeq and is a predicted model, not a curated record.
GGCUGGCCUUCAUUUAGUACUCAUGGCUUCCCUUGAGACAGGGUAAGUGUCCUCCAACAGAGACAUCUAUGUAUGGCCUUAACCAUGGGAAUUAUUUUUCCCCGCAAUCCGCGCCUGCAUUUUCGACAUGGACGGGCUUCUCAUCAACUCCGAAGACAUAAUCACUCUAUCCACAAACCAAAUUCUUGAAAAGUAUGGAAGGCCUGCCUUUACACGGUCAAUUCGAGCGCAGCUCAUGGGUGUCCCAAACUCGACAAAUGGUGAUGUAUUCCACGAUUGGGCCAAGUUGCCCAUCUCCCGCGAGACAUUCGCCGUUGAAUCGGCUGAACAAAUGAAAUUGCACUUUCCGAAUUGCAAGCCGCUGCCUGGUGCGGAGAAGCUUCUGUCGAACCUCAGCCGUGCACGUAGUGCUUCUUCUGGGGAUAGGAUUGAGCUGGCACUGGGGUCCAGCACCAAGAGCCAUAGCUAUGAACUGAAAACUUCGAGGCCGGAAACAAAACGGCUGCUUAGCUUUUUCCAGCCCGACAGGCGUGUCCUGGGUGAUGACCCACGAGUGCGACACGGUCGAGGGAAGCCAGCGCCCGACAUAUAUUUAGUCGCGUUGCAGUCGUUGAACUCGGCGGCAGAUUGGGGCGAAAAAGCCAUCAUGCCCAACGAAUGUUUGGUCUUUGAAGAUAGCGUGGCUGGGGUAGAGGCUGGAAGACGGGCUGGAAUGAGGGUUGUUUGGGUACCGCAUCCAGAUGUGGCUGUCGAGUAUCAAGCGAGGCAGAAGGAGGUACUGGCUGGGAGGACGGGAAUGAUUGAGGUCGGAGACGACUGGCAGCUAGGAGAGAUUGAUGAUGAUUGGGCCGAAAGCAUACCGAAUCUGGAACAUUUCAACUACGAAAAGUACGGCAUCGAGGUGCCGUCAUAAUUAUCUUUAAACGGAUCAGGUGCUCGGCAAUUUUAUGGGCAACACUUAUAGUAUAGAAAUCUCUGUCGUCCACUGUUGCGCGCAUAUGAUGCCACGCUCUGUGGUGGUAUUCGAAGCUCUCAUCCCAUUGGUUUUGCGUAGCAC